AUGAUCCGCAGGGCUCUACGACUGAAAACCUCUGUCGAGCUCCUACUGAUCAGGUAUAAGGCCCAGUGGGAGGACGAGAAUCGGUCUAAAAGGACUGGCCAAGUAACACAAGCCAAGUUGGCGAAAAAGCCACGUAUUCUUCGAGACGAGAAUCAACUAGCAGACAAAGACUGGGAGGUUCUUUACCAUUUGGAGGCAGUUCUGACUGUUUUUGAGACUGUGGUAAAGACACUUGAGGGGGAUGGACACAUCCGUAAGCGUAAGCAGGGCUGGACCGGCUCCUACGGUAAUAUUUGGGACGUGAUACUUGGCUCCGAGUUGCUGCUUAGCACGCUGGAAGAAUACAAGCAGCUUGCUGCUGGUUUUUCUGAUGCUGAGUACUUCCGUAUCGGAAUCAACCUUACUUGGGAUAAGCUGGACGAGUAUUAUCGGCGGCUGGACGAGACGCCGAUUUACUGUACCGCAAUGGCGCUGCAUCCAGCUUAUCGUUGGGACUGGUUUGAUGAAACGUGGUCUCAGAAGCCUAGUUGGGUUGAAAAGGCAAAAGAGAUGGUUGCUGACGUCUGGCUGUCCGAUUACGCCCAUCUUGACGCUAGGACAACCAGCAGCAGAGGUGACGACGAGCCACCAGCAAAACGGCCCCGAUUCUUCAACCCCUUCGAGAAGAACAGCCGUCUGCCAAGCUCAAUACCAACCAAUGCACCAGCUAUAAUUGGCGACGAGUACCAGGCGUGGCAGACGGAUCGUGAGGCCGGCGACGGCAACGUUCGUGAUCCAAUUCGUUACUGGGUCACUAAGCAAAGCAGAUAUCCUAGGUUGUCGAGGAUGGCCUUGGACUUCCUGACGAUCCAGCCAAUGUCAGCCGAGUGUGAGAGGCUGUUUUCAGCCGCUGGCAAGAUGGUCUCGAGCUUGCGUACAGACUUAGAUGCUGAGAUUAUCGGCAUUUGCCAGGUUUUACGCUCUUGGUACCGUGCUGGCCUAAUCAAGGACCUAGACCCGAUGCUUAACUCACAUGUUGAGAGUAAGCUGGAUGCUACUUAUGGGGCUCUAAGCGAUGACGAGCUGGCAUUGACAGAGUCAAAAUGGCUAUUCGAUGGCGAGGACAGCGCCAGCGAGGUUGACGACUUAUCACAGCUGCAACAGGCGGAAGAGUUGGUGGUAUUAAUUUUGGAAAGCGAGGCUGAACAGGCGCCGAGGAGGUUGUGA
Molecule: messenger RNA, 1206 nt
Organism: Akanthomyces muscarius
Lineage: Eukaryota; Fungi; Ascomycota; Sordariomycetes; Hypocreales; Cordycipitaceae
Exons: 1
Coding region: 1-1206 (401 amino acids)
Molecular function (GO): protein dimerization activity
Source: RefSeq, a predicted model, not a curated record